UAGUUUACUACUGAGUGUUGUUGAUGUCAGAAUGACGAUGGGGUGUAGGACAGCCUCUAAAGUAUAAAGAUAGGCCGAGCAAAUAUAUCUAGGCUGCCGACCAGUACUCCAGAGCUACAAAACAUGGUCCCUACCACUUUGAAGUUAGCUGGGCUCUAUGUAUUUACUCAUUUGCUCCCAGGCUUUGGUUUCAUGUCAGCAACCCCUAUCUGCCUUCCAAAAAUAAGCUCCUGCCGCCAUGCUGAAGAGAGAAAAACAAGGAGGGCGGUAUUUUUAGGGCCAUUAAUUCUGACCACGUGUCCAGAAGGUGAACCGGAUGGUUGUUGCACAAAGGCUUCUCAUCACUAUGUCCUACGGAGCCAGAAUUCACUGGACGUUGCCUGUUAUUCUUCUGUUGGGUUUUAUGGCUGAUGUCGCCAGGUCUUACCCUAUUCCAAGUAGGGCUAAUGGAACAUUAUUUGAAAGAACAUGGGAAUCGUUUCUUUCCAGAUCGAUUGGAAUGCCUUCCGACAAAUCAGAUGCAAAGUGGAAGACCGAUUAUUUGCAGGGAAUUAAGAGGCAACGGAGGCUUUACUGCAACGUUGGAAUUGGGUUUCACCUGCAGGUCCUCCCAGAUGGAAAGAUAAAUGGAGUGCACAGUGAAAGCCCCUAUAGUCUCUUAGAAGUUUCUACAGUAGAAAGAGGAAUCAUCAGCUUGUUCGGUGUGAAAACCAACCUAUUUAUAGCAAUGAACGACAAAGGGAGAGUAUACGCUUCACCUACAUUUCAGGAUGAGUGCAAGUUUAAGGAAAUCCUGCUAUCCAAUAAUUACAAUGCCUACGAGUCCAAAAUGUAUCACGGUGCCUAUCUUGGAAUAAGCAAGCAUGGGAAAAUUAAAAGAGGAACCAAAAUUUCACCCUCCACGACAGUAACACAUUUUCUUCCGAGAAUUUAAAAGAAUAUCAAAUGUGUCUUUUAAUUUUGCACAUGUGAAUAAUCUCCCAGGUAAAAUAUUUAUACAGUUACAGAAUAUAUGUAUAUUUGGAUGGAGAUAUUUGUACUGGAUCCUUGCACCCUGUAGCCAUCUGCAAUCUGCUUACGGUGCAACACAGACAGAAGGCGAAAACCAGAAAAAUGUGCUAUAUUUAGUACAGUAAACUUAAUUUAUCCCUGACGGAUAGAGGAGAAAUAUUGAAAGCUUUGUUUUCCAAAGGACGGUUACCGAUUUUUUUUCUGUAGGAAAAAUAAGCAUGCCAUCCCUGAAUCUGUUAGACGUGUAUGAAAUACUUCCUGUACCUUCGAAAAUCAGCUUUCGGAAUAAUUGCAUGUAAUUGUGCAUGUGUACUAUUUGUAAGGAUCAUAAAAAUGACACAGAAUUUACAUGUUUAUGAAAUAAUAUUUGAAGAACAUGAGAAUUUAACUUAUAUCAAUUUUAAUGACAAGUGUAUUUUUAAACCAUAAGUAGUCAAAUAGCCGUCUAAGGGGGAGGUGUAUCAAAACUUAGAGAGAGAGAGAGAAAGAGAGAGAGAUAGUGGAGGAUUUACCCAAAGUGACUUCUGCCACUUUAUAGACUCUUCUAAAUAAAUGACAGUUAGAACCUGGUUGGCUGCUAUGGGCGACCUCCACUUCUCUUGAAGGUUUGAUACGUCUCCCUUUAGGAUGCGGUUAAUUUAUCUACAAUCAAAAUCCCGACGGUCAAAAUACUGACAACCAUUGACCGAUGGUCAAAAUCCCGACAUGGUGAAAAUACUGACAUGGUCAAAAUACCGACAUUUAAAAUGUUGACAGGUCAAUAAGUCGACAUGAGUUUUUCAUGAUUUUUUCACUGAAACCGACUUGUUCAUACUUUACCAUCCAAGUGGACCUGGAGGGGGAAUAUAAUAGUGUGCCCGAAGCUGCUCGCCAUGCGAGGGGACGCGGUACACUUAUGCCGUGUCCAUGUCGAUAUACACAUAAAAAUUUUUGAUAAAACAACUUGUGUCUGCUUUUUGACCUGUCGACAUUUUAAAUGUCAGUAUUUUGACCUUGUCGGUAUUUUAAAUGUUGGCAUUUUGACCAUAUCGGGAUUUUGACCUUGUCAGGAUUUUGACACUCUGUCAAUUGUUGUCUGCAUUUUGACAGUCGGGAUUUUGAUUGUAGGUAUUUCAUACUAAACCCCUCCCUUUGGUACUUUUUAACAGGUUUUCUUUAGUCAGAUCUGAUCUGUUACUGAUAUUAUGUGCUGGAUACAUUCAGGGACGGGUCAGAAAAAUGUUGGUCAUGUGGCAAAGCAACAAACAAAUUGUGCCCCUCUCCCAAAAACCGCACAACCACUACCACAAUGUCUUAUUAGCCGCUCAAAUCAUUUAAUGCAAAAUGUUAAGAAAAGAAAAUAAUCAGAAUACAUCAUUUGCAUUGCUAAUCUUAAAUGAAAAUGUUAUCCCCAAUGACUAUAAUGUGUGCAUUCACUAUGGUGUAUUCACUAUGGUAUAAAGUACACCUGGCCAUAGAGGGUAGGAAGCUAGGAAGCCUCUGGGACUGUUACACUGAGAAUGAAUGUAGAGAGUCUCCGUAGGGUCUGGUUAUGCUGUCAGCGGUGGGAUCAGGUUGUACAGUACACAGAUCUUGUCUUACUGAUGAAAACAUUAAUUCAUUAAGUGAGCUGCCACAAAUGCCUUGCCCCUGAUUCAGCCCUUAGAUACUUGCUUUGAAAAAACAUUCUCUUUUUUUUUUGUAUUGGAGAUGAUUGAUUAUUAGCCGGCUACUGACACCUGCUAGAACCAUAUAAUACUGAAUGGUCACCACACUCUGUGUUACUGCUAUGUUAAUAUUAUUUAUUUAUAUAGCACCACCAUUUUACACAGUGCUGUACAGAGAGCAUCUGCAAGUCCCUACCCCAUUAUAGCUUAUAGUUAAAAAAACGUUGUGGCCCCUCACCCGCAACCCAGCAGUAUGUUUUGGAGGCAUACUUGCCCACUCUCCCGGAACAGCUGGGUGGCUGCGGAAAAUGAGGUGACCCUCCCAGCGCCCCCCCCCCCCCCUCCGGGAAAGUGGGCAAGUCUCCCAGAGCUGCCCGCACUCCGCCAACUUACCCAGUAAUGUGGCUGUAUUGAGACUGGAGGGGGGGAGGUUCAGGGGAAAUUUAAGGAAAAAUUACUUCACAGAAAGGGUAGUGGAUAACUGGAAUAACCUCCCAUCAGAGGUGGUAGAGGCUAAGACUGUAGAGCAAUUUAAACAUGCUUGGGAUAGGCAUAUGAAUAUCCUUACAAAGAAUUAAGGUUCAAAAAGGGUUGAGAUUGCCUAAAGGAUAAAAAUAAGGGGCAGACUAGAUGGGCCAAGUGUUUCUUAUCUGCCGUCAAAUUCCAUGUUUCUAUGUUUCUAUCAGGUGACCAAUGACGUGACCUGUGCUGAAUAGCAUAGCAAAGCCUCUGCUGUAAAAUACAGCCAAUUGCGGCAUUGUAUAGCAGUGGGCAUGGCUCCGAUAAGACGCCCCUACCCGUUAGAUGAUUGGAGGGUACCCACUUGAAGGGUACAGUCAGAAAGUUGGCAACUAUGGUGGAAGGAAACCAGAGCACCCCCUAUGCAAAUACAGUCAGAACAUACAAACUCCACAAUCAUAGUGCCCUGGUCGGAAAUUGAACUCACAACCUCAACGAUGUGUGGUAUUAAUGCUAACCGCUACACCACAAUGCUACUAAAUGGGUUGGAGGCCUUAAAUCUGUGCAAUAUACAUCUCUUAUACAGAAACAAACAAACAGCGCUAAAUAUUGGCCUAAUACAAUAUUGUAAGCAGACAGGUGUA
Pseudophryne corroboree (corroboree frog) is the source of this 3760-nucleotide messenger RNA. RefSeq names its product fibroblast growth factor 6 (gene FGF6). The record is from RefSeq and is a predicted model, not a curated record. Gene Ontology annotation, molecular function: fibroblast growth factor receptor binding; growth factor activity. Gene Ontology annotation, cellular component: cytoplasm. The coding region runs from base 317 to 934 and encodes 205 amino acids. Gene Ontology annotation, biological process: animal organ morphogenesis; positive regulation of protein phosphorylation; cell differentiation. The transcript is spliced from 3 exons. Lineage: Eukaryota; Metazoa; Chordata; Amphibia; Anura; Myobatrachidae.